Aspergillus affinis is the source of this 963-nucleotide messenger RNA. Its product is annotated as endonuclease III domain-containing protein. Bases 1 to 963 code for a protein of 320 amino acids. The transcript has a single exon. NCBI's taxonomy places the organism in Eukaryota, Fungi, Ascomycota, Eurotiomycetes, Eurotiales, Aspergillaceae. Gene Ontology annotation, biological process: base-excision repair. The record is from RefSeq and is a predicted model, not a curated record. Gene Ontology annotation, molecular function: catalytic activity.
AUGCCCUCAACCACCCAAAGAAAAAUUCAAAGAAAAUAUAUUGUUCGCGCCACUCGAAACGCCGCUUCGAUGGCCCCUAUCUUGAAGGCGCAAAAGCCACGCACACGGAAUUUAAGACUGCCCGUUCAUGAUGUCGCUAAAACCGCGAAUCUCACUUCGAAAGUGAAGAUCAAACCGGAGAAGAAAAUCGCACAUUACAAAAAAUUUACUACGAGCUCCCCCUUCCCCGGUUUCAAACGUCCAUCUCCACAAGAGUGUCGGGAGGCACAUCGUAUCCUAUCAGCGUCUCAUGGAGAACGUGACCCUACCGCCACGACUGUGAUGAAUGCUGAUGGAAUGGAUCGUCCUACCGUCUUCGCAGAUCCGUUGGAUGGGCUUGUUUACGCCAUAUUAUGCCAAGCCACCAAUGAGCGCAACGCAAUUCGACAGGUCCAGGCCAUGAUCGAGGAAUACGGGUCAUGGACCGAUUACCACGCUAUCAGCGAGAGGGGCGAGAGCAAGCUUCAAGAUGCACUCUCCUGCGGUGGCCUUCAUGUUAGGAAGGCUAAAUUCAUCAUGUCUCUCCUACGACAAGUCAAAAGUAGACAUGGUGUCUAUAGCUUGAAUCAUCUCUGGCCGCUUGAAGAUGAACAGGUGAUGGAGGAGUUCCUUAGCUAUAACGGGGUCGGUCCUAAGACGGCUAGUUGUGUGAUUGCUUUGACUUUGAAUAGGCAGAAGUUCGUCGUGGACACACAUAUCUAUCGUAUCACUGGCUUUCUGGGAUGGAGGCCAAUACAUGCAACGCCGGAACAAGCUCGUGCACACCUUGAAAGGAAGAUACCCGAUGAGUUCAAGUAUUCUCUUCAUCUGUUGUUUAUCACACAUGGACGGGAGUGUCCUGAAUGCAAGGCCGGGUCCAAGUCAACAGGGAGUUGUCGUCUUCGGAAAGCGUUUCGUGACCUCAUGCCAGAUUCAGCAAGCUAG